AUGAAUCAUGUCAUAAUAUUUUUAUUAUUACUUAUUAAUUUUGUCACAAUCGUAUAUGGUCAAGAUAAUGCCGAACACAGUGCAAAUAAUAUUAAUGGAAAAGAGGAAGAAGUUGAAGAUAGAUGGAAAUUGUAUGCCUUAGAAACAAACCCAUUUCUUGAUUUAAAACACCCAAAUUUUAAUGGUUAUUUUAUAAGAAGUAUAGAUGAAUAUUAUGUAUUUGAAACUAAAACAUAUAAUGAUUAUAUGAAAGAGAGAUAUAAAAAUUUGGAGAACAAUAAUAGUUUUACAAAAAAGCAAUUUCAUUGUGCACUUGCUGUAUUUCAUCAUGGUCGUCCUAAUCCUAAACAAGUUAAUGAUUAUAAAAUAUGGAGUGCUCACGCAAAUAUUUUAUUAAAUGAAGUUAUGCACAAAAAGAAGUAUGAUAAAUUUAUGUUAUAUACGCCAUUUGUUAGUGUUAAUAACUUUUUAGGAAGAGAAGGUCUUCAUUCUCAUGUAAACUUUGCUUUUAUUAUUGUAAAUAGAUUAGCAUUAACAAUUAAGAAUGCAUUAAAAGAUGAUACAUGUCAUACAUAUGAUUUAUAUUUACAUGGACAUUGUUUUGGUGGAAAUAUUAUUAGAAUAAUAUCAUCCUUAAGUAAAGAUUUGUGGAAAAUAUUUCAAAAAGAAGUUAUUAAUUUUAAAUAUGAACGAGAAGUCUUAGCUAUUAUUGAUUCUAGUUUUCAUUUAACAUUAAAAGAUAUAAAUAUUGUAACUGAUAGAGAUUCUAUUGAAGUACGUAAAGAUCCAUAUUUUAAGAAAGAUAGAUAUUAUUUAUAUAAAGAUUUUAAAUAUAAAGAACCAAAUAAACCAAUAUCGGAAACUUUUGAUGAUGUGUUCGAAGAUGAAGAUAUAGGUUAUCAUCGUUUAAAAGAUUUAGAUAAUCCUGAGAAUGUUCAUAGUGCUCAUGAAGUGCCAGAUGAAUAUGAUAAUUUACUUAGACCAAUAAAGAGGUUACAUUUUUAUCUUUUAAAUAAAAAAAUUAACCUUCAUGCUAUAACCGUUACUGGUCCACCUUUAAGUGGAACGUUUUCAAAAAUGGAAGAUAUUGAUGUUGGUCAUCAAGCUUUUUUUAAACAAAAAUAUAUUGUAAAAUAUUUGCCUUAUCAUCUUAAAAGAGCUACAAUGCAUAAAUUUAGAGAUGUAGAAGAAGUUUUACUUAUAUAUAACUCAGAAUUAUUUUGUUUAUUAACUAUACAUGAAAAGUUUUCAUAUGAUUAUACUAAUAAUAUAGGUUCCCUUAUGACAUUUUUUAAAAGCGUAAACUUUUAUUCUGAUUUAGAUAAUGACGAAAUAGUUAGUAUGCAUGCUAGUCUAGCAUUACAUUCACCACUACAUAUGAGAUCAUUAACUUAUUAUCUAUUAAAUAUUAGAAAUGAGUAUUACUAUCGAGCUUUUAGAAUACCAUCACAUUUAUCAGAUAUUAAUGUUUCUAAUAAUUAUCCUUUUUUUGAGUAUCUAAAAAAUAAUAAUGUAUGUUCUUCCGUAUCAUCCAGACAUAUAGAACAACUUAUUUCAUAUGUUAAUGAAGCAAUUAAUUUUAAUCAAAAACCAAAACCACUUAUACCACAAAGAGUUAUUUAUAAGAAUCCAUAUUUAGAACAUUUUGUCCUUCCAUAUAUACCUGAUAAAAGUAUAUAUACUCCACAUACUAUAUUAGGUACAGGUAGAACAUAUUUAUUAUUAUAUACGUUUGAUAUAUAUAAACAUAUUGCUGGAACUGCAUUUAAUAAUAGUUAUGUUUUAACUAAUGAUAAAGAAUUAUUAUAUGAUUCUGAUCCAUUCAUUUAUUAUAAUUGGACAAGUCAUGUUGGAGAUCAGAAUAAUGUACAAACAAAUUAUUUCAUGCAAGAUAUUUAUGUAUUCUCAGAUAAUGUUAAUAUGAAUAUUGUAGAUAAUUUGUUUAAUUUAUUUACCUCAUCAAAUCUUAUAAAAUUCUUUAUAUUCAAUAAAAAUCAUAGUUCAGAUGUAUAUAAGAGUUUAUAUAGAACUGUUGAGAAAUUUUCGUUACCAAUGGUUGAUAUAGUUUUAAGAAAACAAAGAAAAAAAUAUAUAGAGUAUCCAUUUUUAAAAAAUGACAAAUUUAAUGAUGAAGAAAAUUUAGUAUAUGAAUAUAUAAAUAAUUAUACCAACUAUUUAAAAAAUUUCAGUUUUAAUAAUUCAAAAGUUUAUAUAUCAAAUGAUAAUUUCAUGACAAAUCAUGAAACGUUCAAAAAAUAUCAUUCAGAAGGAAUUAAUUCAUUGAAAGAACAAUUAUCAAGUUUACAUAAAUUUGCUCAAGAAAAUAAAACCUUUUAUCAAAUGAAAAAGAAAUUUGAAUCUAUACAUAAUAUGAAUAAAAUGAAUAGUUCAAAUAAUGAAUCAUUUAAUGAAGAACAAUUACAAGAAAUGUAUGAAGAAUAUGAUGAUUUUAAUAAUAUUGAAAAACCAACACAAGAUGAAACUGAAAACAGUAAUGAAGAAAAUAAAUCAAAAUUAGAUGUAAAUUAUCAUGGUAUUUAUUUACUUAUAAAGAGAACCUUAAGCUUAAAAGAAGCUUUUCAAUCUCUAAAAACCUAUAAUUCCUUAUAUUAUAAUAUAAAAUAUAUCGAAUUUAUAAUAAAAAACUCUUAUUUAGAACAUGUUGACGAUCAUAUAAGUAAUAUAGAUGAUGUAAGUUCUUGUUUAUUUAAUCAUGAUGAUGAUAUUAGUCUUGGUUAUAUUGCUAAAUAUUGUAACUAUAAUCAACGUCUUUAUUUCAAUAUUAAAAAACAUUAUAUAUCCAGGGAAAUAUAUACAGUACCUAAAUUAAAAUAUUGUGAAAAGCCAAAAUAUAAACAUUUAAAAAUAUGUGAAAAUUCUAUUUUACUUAAAUUUUAUUUCCGUAGUGAUCUUGAAACCGUUUUAAGUAAUAUUAAUAAGAGAGAAUUUAAAAGACUCACACAAAUGAAAGAAUCAAUAGAAGCUGAUAUAGAUAGAGAGGAUAUCUUUUCUUUAACGAAUGAUUCAUUAGUUACUUUGUUUCAUCAAAGAAAUGAUGAUAUAACGAAUCUACCUGUUAAUGCAUGUUUCAAAGUAUCAAGUAUUUCAAAUAUGAAUGAUUUCUUUUUCAAAAAGAAUAAUUCUGAAAAUAGUAGUACUGUGAAGAAAAAUAGUAAUAAUUUAAAUGAUAACAUAUUCUGUACACAAGUCACAUUACCUGUUAUAUUAAAUAAACUAACAGUUAAAAGUAUUAAUGAUAUAUAUUUAAGAGCCAUUAGUAAUGUUAUGAAAUAUAAGCAAUUUAAAAGCAUCUUCCAAUUAGCAGAUGAUGAAGAACCAUAUGAUUCAUUCAUAUAUUUCUUCGACAAAUUUACCUAUAUUUAUAAUGUAAGAACGUUUUAUCAAAAUUAUAGUGAAAUUGAAACAUUUAAUACACCACAAAAUAUAAAAUGGAAUUAUUUCUAUUACUUAUUAAAAAAUGGAUUAAAUACAGAUUAUAAUAAUGAAAGCUUUUUACAAAAUUUCUUUUAUGGAGAACAUGUUAAUCUAGUCAAACCUUUAAGAGAAAACAUUUUAAAGAAUUUCUUAAAACAUUUCACCGUCUUCUUUUAUUUAUUUAAAGUGGACGAAUAA
This is a messenger RNA of Plasmodium adleri (nom. inval.), 3633 nucleotides long. Its product is annotated as conserved Plasmodium protein, unknown function. The coding region runs from base 1 to 3633 and encodes 1210 amino acids. The transcript is spliced from 2 exons. Lineage: Eukaryota; Apicomplexa; Aconoidasida; Haemosporida; Plasmodiidae. The record is from RefSeq and is a predicted model, not a curated record.